AUGUCCGACACAGCCAGCACAACGCCAGUCGUCUUUGGCAAGCCGGCCCGCGCCCUGUUCGAGUACGACGCCGCCUACCGGCCGCUCAACCACGGCUCUUACGGGACGGUGCCGCGUGCUGUGCGCGAGGCCCGCGAGCGUUACCAGCGUCGUCAUGAGGCGCGCGUGGAUCCGUUCCGGCGCUUCGAGGAGCCGGCGCUGCUGGCGGGCGCGCGCGCGGCCGUGGCGCCGCUGCUGGGCGCAGACGUGCACGUCGACGAGGUCGUGCUGGUGGCCAACGCGACGACGGGCGUCAAUGCCGUGGUCGGCAGCCUGGCCGCGCGCUGGUCUGCCGCCGCUGGCGACACCGUCCUGUGCCUCAGCCUAAUCUACGACGCCUGUCGCAAGACGCUCGUCGCCCAGGCCGAGACCGGCCGCCUGCUCACCGAAGCCGUCGACGUCGACGUCCUGGCCGACAGCGACGACAUCAUCGUGCGCAAGGUUCGCGAUGCUCAUGCCCGCAUCGUCGCCGCUGGCCGCCAUCCCCGCCUCCUCGUCGUCGACGCUGUUGCAUCCAUGCCCGGCGUUCGUCUCCCUUGGGAAUCACUCGUGGCCGCAUCACGUGACCUCGGCAUGCUCUCCCUCGUCGACGCCGCUCACGGCAUCGGCCAGCUUGAUCUACAUCACGUCGGCCGGCCUGACGUCCGACCCGACUUUCUCGUCACCAACUGCCACAAGUGGCUCUUUGUCCCUCGCGGCUGCGCUCUCCUCUACGUCCCCUUCCGCAACCAGCAUCACCUCUACACCAGCCUGCCUACCUCUCACGGCUACCUUACCCCCAGUCUUCGUCCUCCUCUGCCAGCUGCUCCGUCCAGGCCCGACGCACCCAACUACUUCGUCCACCUCUUCGCUGAUGUCGGCACCCAGGACCAUAGCGCUUACCUCUGCAUCCCCGACGCUAUCGCCUUUCGCCGUGAUGUCUGUGGCGGCGAGGACGCCAUCCGCAACUACUGCUUCCAGCUCGCAGCCUCAGGCGGCGACGCUGUCGCCCGCAUCCUCGAAACUGAGGUCAUGGACCAUCCACAAAGCAAUAUCCGCCAAUGUCAGCUCGUCAACGUCCGUCUGCCACUGGACAUUCGCUCCGAUGCCGACAUCGCUGCUGCUACCCCAUCGGGCAUCGUCUCUUCCUCGGUCAUUCCCCUCUCCCGUCUGCCCCAGCUCUGGGAAUGGAUGCAGCGCCAGAUGGUUGAUGUCCAUAACACCUUCAUCCCUGCCAUCUUCUACCGCGGCGCCUUUUGGGCCCGUCUCAGCGCCCAGAUCUACCUCGACCAGGAUGACUUUGAGUGGGCUGGCCAGGCCCUCCUCGACAUCUGCCAGCGUGCAAAUAAGGGUGAAUGGGACACACAGAAGACAGAACAGACCGAGUAG
Messenger RNA from Grosmannia clavigera kw1407, 1407 nucleotides. Its product is annotated as aminotransferase family protein. The record is from RefSeq and is a predicted model, not a curated record. The transcript has a single exon. Lineage: Eukaryota; Fungi; Ascomycota; Sordariomycetes; Ophiostomatales; Ophiostomataceae. Bases 1 to 1407 code for a protein of 468 amino acids.